Eimeria acervulina is the source of this 2652-nucleotide messenger RNA. RefSeq lists its product as hypothetical. The coding region runs from base 1 to 2652 and encodes 883 amino acids. The record is from RefSeq and is a predicted model, not a curated record. Lineage: Eukaryota; Apicomplexa; Conoidasida; Eucoccidiorida; Eimeriidae. The transcript has 13 exons.
AUGAGGAGGAGCAGCAGCAGCAGCUGCUGCAGCAGCAGUCCUGAAGGAGCAGCAGCAGCAGCAGCAGCAACGGCGGCGGCGGCGGCGGCAGCAGCAGUGGCAGCGGCAACAGCAGCGGCAGCAGCGGCAGCAGCAGCGGCAGUAGCGGCAGUAACAGUGGAGGCGGUCUUGCUGCUGUACGGCGCAACAUACCAGGAUCAGCAACGACAGCAUGAGCAACGGGGGCCUGAUGCUGCAGCAGCAACGACAGCAGCAGAUGAUGAAGAUUUGCAUGCAGCGCUGCUGCGGCUGCCGCAGCACCUGCUGCUGUCUACAGGGAUACGAGAAGCAGUGCUGCAGCCAGGUGUCGCUCCAGAAUCUCUUGUUCGCAGGCAUACCACAGCGUGCGACUGCAGCAGCAACAGCGGCUGCAGCAACAGCAGCAACUGCUGCGCUUGUAUUGCACUCAACGGGGCCUUUGCUGCAAGACACUCUCUGCGCGGCCCAGCAGCUGCUGCCAUCAGCUGCAGCAGGGAACCCCACAAAAAAUCGUCUUAUCAUCAAAAUAGCAACAGCAGCAGCAGCAGCAGCAGACGCCUCAGUGGCUCCCCUAAGGGAGGAAUGAAGGGGGGACCAGGAACAGCAGCAGCGUGCCCAGCAGCAGCAGUGAAGCCGCCGGCAUGCGUUAGUGCUGUGCUGCAGCAGGAGAGUUCGCUGCAGUUGCUGCUGCAGCAGAUGCAGCACUCCCCAGAGGCAGCAGCAGCAGCAGCAGAAAGAGAAUCAGGGGCCCUCUCUGCCUAUUGCGUUUACUGUGCUGGCCAUUUGCUUAUUCCAGGCUCUCUUAAGCUCGAGAAGGACAGACUUGUAUUCAGGGAAGGUCCCCCUACGGACGGGGAGGGUGAGGCGUUGACGAAGGGAGGGCAGAUUCCUGAGGUGUAUAUACACCUGCGCGACAUCUUGGAAUGUGCAUGCGUUAUGGCUCCUCCUCUUGAUGACCUUGUGGCUUCUUCUGCAUUUGCUGCAGCAGCAGCAGAAGCAGCAACAGCAGCAGCAAAGCGCAGCAACACCGUCGCAACCUGCAGCUACCUCGAUGCUGAUGCAGAACCGCCCUCCUAUCUUCAGCUGCUGCUGCGGACGCUUGGUGCUGAGCACCAGUCACCCCCUUCCGAUCAGCAACAACAGCAGCAGCAGCAGCAGCAGCAGCAGCACCAGCCCCAGCAGCGGAGGGGGAGAAAGGCUGAGUCGCGUGCAGCAGCAGCAGCAGCAGCAGCAACAGCAGAGACAGGGUCUGUUCUAUCAACUCCGCGUGAUUGCCCUAUUGCAGCAGCGGGAGACGAGAUCCCCACGGGCUCUGCUGCUGCUGCUGCGGCUGCUGCUGCUGCACAGCAGCAGCAGCACCAGAAACUGUCUCCUCAGAGAAGGGGAUCUAUUGGAGAGUGGUUGAAGGCGUGGAGACACUCUAGCCCUCAUGAGGCCCCUCGCUCGCCAGAGCUCAAGCAGCAGCAGCAGCCGCAGCAGCAGGAACAGCACCUGUCUCCAGUAAAGGUGCAGCAGACGGCUCCUGCAGAGCGGCGACGCAGCAGCAGCGGCAGCAGCAACUUUGCGAGUGCAGCAGACAACCGGCGGCUGUUUGUUCUUUUUGGGUUUUUAAGUCGUGCAGAGGCAAAUGCAUUCACAAGACAACUGAUUGAAAAGGUAGACGCAUGGAAAACAGACGAGGAAAAGGAAGAUGAGGAGGAGGAGGAGGAGGAGGAGGAGGAGCAGCAGCAGCAGCAGCAGAAGGCCCUCCGUCGCUGCAAUCGCAGCUCAACGAUGGUGCCCUGCUCUUCAAAUGCGGUUGUAAACGCUUGGGAAGAGGCUCUAGAUCGCUCAGCGGAGAUGUCGCUGCUGCAGGCCAAAUCCUCAACGCCUUACGGCAGCUGGAAUUUCGGGGACGAGGACGCGCAGCAGCAGCAGCAGCAGCUGCCGCAGGAGCAUAUGGAUUUAUGGUUAGAAGAAGGUGCAGCAGCAGCAGUUGCACCUCCGCAGCAAGAAGAGAUGCGAGACCCUCGCUGCUUCUCUUUGGGGAUUGCUGAAGGUGCUGCUGCUCCUAUUCUGGAUCGGCCUCCGGGUGCAGCAGACUUUGUUACACCGCAUAUUGCUGCACAGCAACAGCGCCUGCUGUGUGCGGUAGUUGUUUUUGCUGCUGCUUUUGCUGCUUUUGCUGCUGCUGCUGCUGAGGGUUUGCUGGAGUUAGGCGUUGAGGUGUAUGCACAGAUUUGCAUGCACUUGCCACUGAUGCUGUCCCUUAAACGAUGGGAACUCGGAUUCUGUCUCAAGCUUCACGAUUCAAAAGGAGUUGUCUUUGGUGCAUUUACUGAAGAAUUUCACAAGUCCUACAAAUACUACGGAUCGGCCGACACUUUCGUUUUCACUUUUAAGGGCCCUGACGGGAAGCAGCCCGCGGAGAAUCCCACGAUCCACGUAUACACCUGGAGCAGCAGCAACGCUUUCUUUUGUUUUACUGAUGGCGAGAUGAUUGCAGUUGGUGGUGGAGGACAUUUUGCUUUAACUAUUGAUGGAGAUUUCUUAAGAGGAAGCUCUCAGUGUUGCAGCACUUUCAACUCACCUCCUCUUGCUUCUUCUCCAGACUUUCUUCUUAAAAAUCUACAGGAGAGAGGAUUGAGGGUAUAA